Messenger RNA from Aspergillus saccharolyticus JOP 1030-1, 1296 nucleotides. Its product is annotated as acyl-CoA N-acyltransferase. The transcript has 2 exons. The coding region runs from base 278 to 1081 and encodes 267 amino acids. The record is from RefSeq and is a predicted model, not a curated record. Lineage: Eukaryota; Fungi; Ascomycota; Eurotiomycetes; Eurotiales; Aspergillaceae.
CUGAUCCUCUCCCCGCCUCUCUUCACAUACCCCAGGCACGGUCCACCGAAGAGUACUUUUAAGAUAUGUAACUCUACACUGCAGGACAGGGCACUUUUCCGGUUCGGUUUGAGUAUCUUGAAGUAGUCUUCCCACCCAGUCUACUCGUGACCCAAAAACCAGACACCCCUACUCACGCUUCCACCCCACAAAAAGAACUUCCUGCAACCCCUUUGCCUCUCACACACAUAAAAACCCCCUUCACAUCUGAAACUCCCCGCGACAUCAGACCCCAGCCAUGACCCCCAGAUACAAGAUCCGCCCCGCCACCGAAUCCGACGCCCCGCAUCUCGCCCACAUCAACAUCGUCGCCUUCCACCAUAGCCCCUUCUGGCACAACCUGUUCCCUAACCUCGAUAUCGCCGCGACUACGCCCCUGAAACUGGCCCGCACCCUCGCCAAGCUCGCCGACGCGGAAUCCCACCUCCUCGUCGCGGAGGAGGUCUCGUCGGGCCGGGUGGUCGGGUACGCGCGGUGGAUCGCGCCGGGGAUAGAUGCCGAGGACUCACCGGCGGAGGUCUCGUUGCAGGACCCACAGAAUCUAAACUUGGUAGCCACGUGGCGAGCGCAGCAGCAACAGCAGGACAAGACAGAGAAAAGCGCGGGGCAGGGGGAGGAAGAUGCGCCUGGUAUCCUACAUGGCCAGGAAGCGCGGGCAGGAGCGGGAGGUGGGAUGAAUCCCCCGGGGACGAAUCGGGCGGUGCAGCAGCGAUUCUGGGGGCAGUUGGAGCGAUUGAAGGGGUUGUAUGUGCGGGAGGGGGAUUUUGCACUUGAGUUACUGGCAACUCUCCCGGAAGAACAGGGGAAAGGGGUGGCAUCCGGGUUGUUGCGGUGGGGGUUGGAAAGGGCGGACCGGGUGAACGCCCGGGUCUAUCUUGAAGCGACGGAGGAAGGGUACCCCAUCUAUCGCAAGUAUGGCUGGCGCGAUUUGGAGCCGUUCGAGUUGGACUUCGCCGAGUAUGGGGGUCAGGGGAGGCAGAGGUGGAUUACCAUGAUGCGCGAUAGACAGAAAUCGAAGCCAGUGUUGGAUAGACAGCAGUGAGAUUGGGGCAUGUUCGUGCUAUUUUGCAAUUGAGCAGAGUAACUUGCAGAUAUGACGAUUAAUGUCUCGGACCAUGCGGCGCAGACUCAUUGCCGCCAAGACGAGGCAGGGUCAGUGCUCACUCACCAUACAAAUGAGUCAUAUGAGAUAGUAUUAUAUGGACUCCCCCCUCCUCCGCGUAUCUCCAUGCAGGACUGAAGCUCUGUUGCAUUCAC